Molecule: messenger RNA, 3820 nt
Organism: Tripterygium wilfordii
Lineage: Eukaryota; Viridiplantae; Streptophyta; Magnoliopsida; Celastrales; Celastraceae
Product: beta-galactosidase 15-like
Exons: 18
Coding region: 1185-3671 (828 amino acids)
Biological process (GO): carbohydrate metabolic process
Cellular component (GO): cell wall; vacuole
Molecular function (GO): beta-galactosidase activity; carbohydrate binding
Source: RefSeq, a predicted model, not a curated record
UGAUUAUUCACUCUUCUAGUAGGCGUUUCUUUCAACUUUCAACCAGCUUUUGAAUGUCUUGGAGAAGUAUUUUGUUAACCACUCCGUGACAGAGGUUUUGUGCGGAGAUUCCAAUUCUGGAUUGUUACUCGGACACCCAUGUUCCAUAUUCGGUUGAUUUUGUUCAUAUGGUCAAGAUGGGUUAUUUUUUGCUUCUUGUUGUUCCUGCUAGUUAUUUAUGGGUCUUCUUCCUAGUGCGAGUGUUUUCCUCGUUAUUGUGUCGAGUGGGUUGUGAUUAUUGUGAAGAUUGAUAUUGUAGCUUGUGACCCAUGCAUUUUUUUCUGUAUGAGAAAUAUUGGGUUUAUUAAUGAACUUAUCGACAGUUUCUUAUUGUGUUUCUGCAAAUUAUGGUUUGAAAUUAGUCGCCCACCAAGUGUUCGAUUUUUUGCUGGACCCAUUUACAUUACUAAAUUCAAAACUCUUUAAUGAAGUACGUUAGAUUUCGAUUCUGGAUAUUUGAUUUGAUGAUGCUAGAAGCUCAAAAUCUGAACCAAGGGGAUCAUACAAGCCAUCACAUUACAUGAUUUUUCCUACAAUACUUAUUUUGCAUUGUCCAUUUUGUUGUUAUCUUUCUUAGAACCCAAGAAAAAUUAUUGCAAACGCACUCCUGUUUGUUAUUAAUUGGCAUGGCCUAAUGUAGCUAGCCAGUCAAAACAAAGGGAAACAUAUAUCUUUAUGACAGCUAGUUCUUUCCAUGUUUUUGGACAAGACCACCAGAUAGAGGCAUCAUGUUCUUCAAAUUUUGUAGUUGAUUUCUGACCCUGUAUUCCCAAAAUCCUAUUUAUAGUCUUUAUCGGAGAUUAGAUAUUUGGAUAAUCUUAGAAUAUGGAGUUGUCUAAACAUGUAACUUUUGAGAGGUCAUAGUUGAAAUCGCAUUUUUUGUUGCAGAAGAUGAGGUCUUAAAUUUAGCUGAUUGAUUGUAUAAUAUAGAUGCUUGAUUGUCUAUAUAAGCAUCCAACAUCUGCUUGAGAGGGUCAAGGCCCAGGCCUCCAUGUAGAUUGGCUUGGGAUUCUUGCUAUUUUUUUUUUUCUUUUUCUGUUCUUCAUUGUCUGUUGUUUGCUGAAAGAAUAUAUAUAUUUAUUCAAAAACCACAUAGAAAAAAAGAAAAAAGAAAAAAAAAGGUGUUUGUUUUGAAUAUAUUCAAGAUGUCGCGUUCUUGGCUUGUUCUUCUUUCAAGUUUAGCAUUGCUAUACUGCUGCUCAGCAACAACAGUCGAAUAUGAUUCCAAUGCCAUCAUCCUCGAUGGCGAACGGAAAAUUAUUUUCGCCGGUGCAAUCCAUUAUCCACGGAGCACACCUGAGAUGUGGCCAGAUCUGUUUCGGAAGGCAAAGGAAGGUGGAAUUGAUGCUGUUGAAACGUAUGUCUUUUGGGAUCGCCAUGAGCCUCGCCGUCGUGUGUAUGAUUUCUCGGGAAAUCUGGACUUUGUAAAGUUUUUCAAGCUCGCUCAAGAGGCUGGACUUUAUGUCAUUCUUCGGAUUGGACCUUAUGUCUGUGCUGAAUGGACUUAUGGAGGAUUCCCAAUGUGGCUGCACAGUAUACCAGGGAUCGAAUUGAGGACAGAUAAUGAGAUCUACAAGAAUGAAAUGCAAAUUUUCACCACGAAGAUUGUGAACAUAUGCAAAGAAAACAAGCUUUUUGCUCCACAGGGAGGACCUAUCAUUCUUGCACAGAUUGAGAAUGAGUAUGGAAAUAUCAUGGGAGGUUAUGGCGAUGCAGGAAAAUCAUACAUCAAAUGGUCCGCACAGAUGGCGACAGCUCAAAACAUUGGUGUUCCAUGGAUUAUGUGCCAACAAAGUGAUGCUCCAGCACCAAUGAUCAAUACAUGCAACGGGUUUUAUUGUGACUUCAACUUUCAUCCAAACAAUCCCAAGAAUCCAAAAAUGUUCACUGAAAACUGGACUGGAUGGUUCAAGCUUUGGGGAGGAAAAGAUCCUUACAGAACUGCUGAAGACCUGGCCUAUUCAGUUGCACGCUUUGUCCAAUCUGGAGGUGUCUUGAAUAACUAUUAUAUGUAUCAUGGAGGAACAAACUUCGGACGCACAGCAGGAGGGCCAUAUAUCACUACUUCUUAUGAUUACAAUGCUCCUCUUGAUGAAUAUGGAAAUCUGAAUCAGCCCAAGUGGGGACAUCUCAAGCAACUCCAUGAAGCUAUCAAAGUGGGCGAGAAAAUUCUGACAAAUGGCACAACAAAAUCCGAGCAAAAGGCGAACGAUGUUUAUCUGACCACCUACACAAAUUCUUCUGGAGCAAAAUUCUGUUUCUUAAGCAACACAGACAAGUCGAACGAUGCCAAUAUCGACUUGGGACAGGAUGGAAAAUUUACUGUACCAGCUUGGUCUGUCAGUAUUCUUAAAGAUUGCAACAAGGAGAUCUACAGCACUGCAAAGGUUAACAGCCAAACCUCUUUGAUGAUUAAGACACUACCUGAGCAUGACAAACCUGCUGCACUCUCCUGGUCUUGGGCACCAGAGGCCAUGAAGGACACCCUCCAAGGAACGGGUAGAUUCAGAGCAAAUCAGCUUCUUGACCAAAAAGAAGCCACUUCAGAUGCUAGUGACUACUUGUGGUACAUGACCAGUGCUAAUAUCAAUGAGGCAUUACUGAAAAAUGCAACUCUGCGUGUUAACACAAGAGGGCAUGUUCUGCAUGCUUAUGUUAACAGGAGGCUGAUAGGUUCCCAGUUCUCCAGGCAAGCCAAUGGUCAACAAUCUGUCAAGGGAGAUGACUACAGUUUCAUUUUCGAGAAGCCGAUUUCUCUGAAAUCUGGGGCUAAUGUUAUAUCUCUUCUCAGUGCCACAGUUGGAUUGACGAAUUAUGGUCAACAUUUUGAUCUGAAAGCUGUUGGCAUAGCAAAUGGAUCAGUUCAAAUCGUCCAAAAUGGGAAUGUGUUGAUGGAUUUAUCAUCAAAUCAAUGGUCUUACAAGGUCGGGUUGAAUGGAGAGGCCAAGCAUCUCCAUGAUCCAAAUUCAAUCCAUAAUAAUGUCUGGAGCGCAUCACAGAAAGUCCCCGCAGGAAGACCCAUGACUUGGUAUAAGACCACCUUCACUGCUCCUUCAGGCACAGACCCAGUUGUGGUGGACUUGCUAGGCAUGGGCAAGGGACAUGCCUGGGUGAAUGGGAAUAGUCUUGGGCGCUUCUGGCCUUCGCAGGUAUCUAGCCAGGAUGGUUGUGGCUCAUGUGAUUACCGCGGAAAGUAUAAUGGUGGCAAAUGUCCUACUAAUUGUGGCAAUCCUAGUCAAAGAUGGUACCAUGUUCCAAGAUCAUUCCUCAACAAAAAUGGCCCGAACACAUUGAUUAUGUUCGAAGAAGUUGGCGGAAAUCCUUCAAAUGUGACCUUCCAGACUGUAACUGUUGGAACUGUUUGUGGAAAUGCUUAUGAAGGUAGCACAUUGGAAUUGUCAUGCCAAGGCGGGCGAACCAUCUCGGACAUCCAGUUUGUCAGCUUUGGUGAUCCACAGGGGACUUGCGGCUCAUUCCAGAGAGGCUCUUUUGAGGCCACUCACUCAUUGGCUCCAGUGGAAAAGGCAUGUGUUGGGAGAGGAAGUUGUUUGAUCAUGGUAUCAGAUGUAACAUUUGGAGUCAAAAACAUUGGCAAUGAGCAUAGGCUGGCAGUGCAAGCAGUAUGCGAGUAAAGAAGAAGAAGAAGAAGAAGAAGAAGAUGAAGCUGUAGAAGAGAAGGAAAAAAUAAAAUUUAAAGCUUGAGAAGUUGUGCUUCAUGAGCAGAUGUGUAGUUGUGUACACAAUUCAAUGACUAAAAAUAAAAAGAAGCUCUAUUGAAGUU